AUGCUGGGGCCAAUUGACUACAAUGAGCAAAAAGACCCGUCCGAAUGGAUCUGGAAGACAGGUAGCUCUAAAACAGCACCGAAGCUGUUCGAGGAGGCGAUGAGUUCACCAGAACGUGGCAUUUGGAAGAACGCUUAUCAAGACGAAUACGAUAGGCUCUUCAAACGUGAAACAUUUGAAAGCAGUACAUUGCCUUCCGGAAGAAAGGGGAUCAAGAGUCGCAUGGCCUUUUCAUAUGAUGAAAAUGGCAAGCCCAGGGCAAAGUUGGUUGCCAUCGGAUCCAGCCAAACUAGAGGUGUUGAUUUCGAAGAGACUUCUGCUCCAACUCUUCCUUAUGGAGCUUUAAGACUUUUUGUGGCAGUGGCUGCAAGCAAGAAAAUGCCAAUUCAUCGGGUGGUCGUCGAAGAUGCGUUCUUAGAAGGCAAGCUUGACAAAGAAAUUUACAUGGAACUCCCCGAAGGAGUUUUAACUUUUGGAUUUGGUAGCGAGUGUUACAGGCUUAAUAAGCCAAUCUAUGGUCUUAAGCAGGCUCCAAGGUUGUGGAACGAGGCAAUUGAUGGCUUCUUGCGCUCUAUCGGUUUCACCCAGAGCCAACGAGAACCAUGUUUCUAUUUUAUGAGGAAAAAUGGGAAACUCACAAUGCUUGUCAUAUAUGUGGAUGAUAUUUUGGUAGCUGGUGAAAACAAACAGACGAUUGAGGAGGUGAAGACUGCUCUUAAGAGAAGAUACACGGUCGAUGACAAGGGCCUUGCGAAGAGAUACCUCAAUAUCAACAUAACUCAAAGACAAGGCAACAUUACUCUUGAUCAAGACGAUUACCUCGUUCAGGUUGCUAAAGAGUUUGGUUUGACUGACCUACCUCCUUCCUCUAAUCCCACGCCACGUCCUACCGCUCUAGAACCUCGUGACUACGAUUCAGCCACUGACGCUAAAAGGUUCAGAAGUUUGCUUGGAAAGUUGGCCUAUGUCGCAAAAACAACUCGAUACGAUCUAAUCCAUUGUACUUUUGCGCUUUCAAAAUACAGCAGGGACCCCAAGAAGAGACAUCUAGAUGCGUUAUACAAUGCCUUUGCAUUCGCCUUAUAUCAUAAUGAUUUCAAGCUCAUUUACGCUCCAACUAGAGAGAGACUUGAAUUGGAAUUAUUCGUCAGCGUGGACUUCGGGAAACCCGGAUUGAGGAAACGUGGUUACGGAUAUGUCUAUGAUUUGAAUGGGUCAACGGUCUUGUGGAAUAAUGGGAACGAACAGUAUGAAACCGAUGAUUUUGAUAUCGCAAACAAGAUGGCAAUGCUUAUGGGUAUGAAGGAAGGCGAGUGGACAGUGAAGGUCUUACGGGAGAUGGGAGAGCAUCCCCAGGCAGUCAAAGUGUACCAAGAUGAUGGAAGUGACUAA
Candidozyma haemuli is the source of this 1392-nucleotide messenger RNA. RefSeq lists its product as uncharacterized. The coding region runs from base 1 to 1392 and encodes 463 amino acids. NCBI's taxonomy places the organism in Eukaryota, Fungi, Ascomycota, Pichiomycetes, Serinales, Metschnikowiaceae. The transcript has a single exon. The record is from RefSeq and is a predicted model, not a curated record.